Molecule: messenger RNA, 6483 nt
Organism: Symbiodinium natans
Lineage: Eukaryota; Dinophyceae; Suessiales; Symbiodiniaceae
Source: the annotation of a GenBank genome assembly
AUGUUGCAGGCCCAGGCCCAAAUGGCGCGCAUGGCGGUGGCCGGCCCAUCCUUUGACUGCAGCCUCCCCAAGGAAUGCUUGAGUAGCGAGGUGGUCCUGGAUGCUGAAGAGAAUGAGGAGGAGGAGGCCCGGGUGCAAAUGAACCUCCUGCGCGUCUGCCUCCACCACGGCAAGAGAAUGGUCAGGGAGCCACUGUCUUUGGAAGUUGUGGUGAAUGAUGAGAAAGUUCUGGUCAGCGAGCCGGCUCCCCCCUGCUCAUUCCCAGUGUGGAACUUCCUUGUCGAGCAGGAGGUCCUCGCAUCAAAAGUCGCGACUGUGAAGGUGCGGGUAAUGUCUGGCAGCGGAUUCUUUGCCAACGUGGUGGGCUCCUGCGCCUUUACCUGCAGCGUCAAGCCUUUCCAACGUGAAGAGGUCCGGCUCCAUGGUGGCAGCACCGGCAUUUUUACCUGCAGCGCGGAGGCGGAUGAGGGCCCAGUGCUGGUGAUAGCUUAUCAGCUUGGAGAUCCAGAAGCUCGCAAGACGGACCUCGAAUAUGUCGCAGACCUGAAUCUCCGGGACUUGAACCGGCGGGUCUACCACAUCCAUGCCGAGCCACGAACGAUGAGCUUCCACACACCCAUGCCCAGUAGAGUUUCCAUCAAGGUUGCCCUCGUGAAACUAUCCAAGGAUUCCGAUGCCGCUCCGAGCGUCAUCACCGCCAAGCAGACACGGGGCCUGAACAACAUGCCUGGCAAGCUGGGCCAGAAGGUGGACCGGACCGGUGAGUUCUUCUUUGAGGAGAGUGCCGCCUUGGAUUGGGAGCUUUACGAAAAUGGCCUUGGGCUGGACGAGUAUAAGCUGCAGUUGGAAGCGUUUCUGUCAUCAGACGGUCACGAGAGGUGUCUUGGGAGGUGGCACGAGUCCUUGAAGCUCCUUCUGGACAGCAUUGAAGAAAAUGGCUUGAAGCUCAACUUCCGGGCCAUCUUGCACGAAAUCAAAGGGACCAAGACAUCCGGGGAGGUGGAAAUACUAUUGGAUAUCAACGAAGCUGACAUGCCCUCCAAACCGCCACCCUUACCGGUGGAGCACAAGUCGAUGCUCACAGCGAAAAGGGGCAAGUUCUCUGCGGGCUUGACCGUGGACACCUUCUAUGUGCAUGUUGGGGCCACUGGACUGAACGCCUCCAGUCCCUUCCUGAAAGUGCGCUCUGAUCGAGAAUCCAGGAAGACGCACGAGUUCCAAUGGAGUGAGGCUUAUCCCAACAUGGGCUACUUCAGUGGAGGGUUUGAAAUUCGCACUUCCACCACCUCCUCGCGCACCACCUUGGAGGUGUACAGUGACCAUUCACAGACGCAGUUGCUGGGCAAGGUGGUCUUGCUCGAGACUUCUGCGGAGCGCCUGCCACUGUGGAGGCACAUGUACGGAGCUGCCAGGCAUGCCACACUGGAGGAGGAGGCAGACGAGAUGGCCCACAAGAGACGUACACCCAGCACUUACCAGGGCUCGCUCUACAUCAGCUUUUCGCGAUUUUCUGGGCACAUCCGGGGCAUGAUUGGGAGCAUGGUGGCGACGCGGAAGCAUGUGCGGCUGAGGGCACGGCUUCUUCGAGGCAUGUACCUGCUGCGCUACAAGAACACACGCGUCAAGGUGCUGAUCCGGGUGCCCGGCUGCUAUGCGCAUGGCUCUGAGGAUGUGCUGUGCUUCCCGGCUGAAGUAGAUGAAGAAGGGCUGGCGAGCUUCCAAGAUGAGGGCUCCGAGGGCUCAGAGGGCUCAGAGAAGUUCGUUGACAUGGAUAUGACUGCAGAUGCCGGCACAGCCUACGUCUAUGUGGUGCGGGAGGGACAAGAAGGAUGGCCUCCAGAAGUCUUUGGCCAGCUACCCAUCCUCAAAGACCCCAAGACGUUCCAUGAGGUCCACUGGGUGCGUCUUUCCUGCGACCGGUCUGUGGUCAGUGUCGGAGAGGACUGGCAGGAGUUCGCAGGCUUCUUCUCAGGAACAAGUACGUUGGAGCAGUUGGAGGCUCCGCUUUCUUCGAAGAAGGCUCCAGCCUCCGGCUGGGGCUGCUGUGCCCAACCGGAGGAAGUUGAAGAGUACCUGGAGGAGAUCCCAGCUGAUCCUGCCGCACCGCUCCCAGCUAAGCCAGCCCAGCUCGCCUCCACCCUCCCUGCCCUCACCGGCAAGUUCGCGCCUGUCUACUGCCACGUGGACGUCUUGGCCGCACGAUCCUUGCCCACGGCAGACCCGGACGGGCUGGCGGAUCCCAUCUUCGAGCUGCAGGUAGAAAACCUCGUAGCAAGAUCUGUGGAAGGCGAGUCCGCUGAGACACGCAAGACCCUGAAUCCAACCUUUUUACAGCGAGUGGUUCUUGGGCCUCUGCAAAUCGCCGUGGAUGCCGAUGGACAGCUGGAGGCGCAGCAGCUGCCCCCAAUCGUACUUCGCAUGCUGGACAAGGACGACGUUCGCAGCGGCGGUCUGAUUCUGUUUUCUUCCUAUGAGGUCAUGGGACAGGCCGUGAUCACUGAUGCCCAAAUCCUUGAGGCCAAGCCUGGGGAGAAACAGGACCUAAAUCACCUGCAUGUCGCGAAAUGGUAUGGGCUUCGGUCGGAUGUCCGGAAGGUCUUCGAGCCCGGCUCCCUGAACCCCACCUGGGCGAGAAGGCCACGUGUCCUCCUAGCUGCUGCCUUCUCUUUGUCUAGAGACGUGCAGUCUGUGGGCCCGGCUAGCCAAGAAGCAGUCCAAAGAAUCUACACCCAGGAAGUCAAGAACUACAAGAUCAAGUUGGAUUUGCUCGGCAUGCGAGCACUCCAGCAUGCCGACGUGCAUGGCUUGGAGCUGUCCAUGCCAUCAUUCUGCUCCGGCUAUACAACGCCAACGCUUCUGCCGGUGACAGAUAACUUCACUGGCAAUUACGACCCAGCUCUGGUCCACGCUUUCGCAUCGAAGGUGGGCGACUUCAUUCCGGUGAGGGUCGAAAGCGAAGGCGAGUCUUUCGAGAACUUUGAGAACGCCGCUGACUUCACCAUCGAGAAGAAUGAGCCCGUGGGCUGGUCAAUCUCUGUGCCCUUCGAAGGCCCGGUGAUCCCGUACCUUCAGCCUCGCAGGGGGGCAUUGACCAGCCCAGCAGCUGCAUGCCCCCCGGGGCCUCGAGGGCUUCGCGUGAUCUAUGAGAAGCCCUUCGUCUUGCUGCCGGACGUCGUUCUCAUGCUGACAGCUCAGGGCACGGAUGAGGGCUCUGCAUCCGUGAGUUUGCCCAUCACGUACGAGGGCCUCGAUGGGCGCCACCAGAUCGAAAUUGCCAGGCCGCUGGAGCAGAGCUUGAGAGCUUGCAAGGUCCUUGAGCCUUGGGAGCCGAGUCAGGCUCAGACGACUUUCCCCCGAAUGGCAGUCAAGAAGGGCGACAUGGUGGAGGUCUUGCGGCGAGAGCCGACAGGCUGGACAUACGGCACAAAGAUGGAGAGCAUGAUGGAACGCAGACGGAGAUUGGCUUCCGGUGCCCAGCAUGACGAGGUGCAGGGUUGGUUUCCAGAUUGGACAAUCGAGUAUGACCCCUCAAGCUGGACCGAGAAGUGCGUGAGCCAGUUUGCCGCCUUACCCCAGGACCUAAAGGGCCUAAGCCGGCUUGUGGAGCAAGGGAACUACGGCGAGGCAGUGUACCACUGCUACAUAGACGUCUUUGCGGAGACAUCGGGCCUUCUCACGUGGAACAAGGAGUUUGUCGUGGGCCGAAGCCUGACGACACAACAUCUCUUCACCAUCGAGGACAAGGAUAGCAAACACACCAGCCAGUACUUCAAUCAGGGUGACUGGAUGCUGGAUGCCCGGUCCUUGGAUGAGCCCUUCGACUGGCGCGCCACACCCGUGCUACAUGCCGAGCGUCGCAACCACGUGCCCCUUGGGCCGAAGAGGCUGCUUCGCAACCUGAAGCCCGUGAACUUUUCCGGGAUGAGGACCCGCGAGCUGAAGCAGCAUUGCAGAAAGCAAGGAUACCGGCUCCUGUCCCACCAGCACAUGCCCGAAGCACUGAACCCGGGGCACUUCACACACCACGAUUACAGCGACAAUCUGCACUCGUUUCUUCGGCCUGUGGGGCAUCGAAUCCGAGUUCGCCAGGACCGGGACUCGAAGUUCUUGGCCCGAUUGCGACUUGGACUUCCGGCACACUUGUGUACCAGAAAGUUGGAGGUCUCCAUAACCGACACGGAGAAGGAAAAGGUCAUCUUCAAGCUGGAGCUAACAGGAGCCGUAACCGUGAUCCGGAGUGACAUCAAGCUGGUGUCCCUUCCGCCUGGCCACAAACCAAGCACCCACAUGAAGAAGGACGGAAGCUGCAUGCUGGCGUUGCCGCAUGGCGAGCAGGUGACCCUCACUGCUGCGGAGGCCCGGCGAUCCUUGAAGGCAAUCGAGGAGAUCUUUGAGCAGGCAAAGUUUGAUCAGGAGUCGGAGGCGAAGGAGAAUUACACGACCAACGUCCUUGUCAUCCGCUUCGACAGAGACGGCCAGGUAGUGUGGGCUGCCCCAGAGCUCCUCUCCUCUUGGAGCGAGCCUGGAAAACUUCUCUUCGUGGUGAAGCUGGAUUCUUCCGAUACGCUGGUUCCUGUGCGGGUGCCCUGCUUCGACUUGCGCUUCGAACUGGAGACUGCGUGGUUCCCUUGCAAGACUUUGGCAGGCCUCCAUGGCGUGAAGAGUGAGCAACUCAAGACAGUGGUAUACGACUCGGCCACCCUGGAAGAAGGCGAUGAGGACGCUGCCUCUGGCUCAGCCCUAGAGGGUCCGGAUGGUUACUGGAAGCCCAUACCCGUCUUGAAGCAUGCCUUCUGCUGUCGGCUGAUGAAGCUGAAGGGGACCGCCAAAUACGACAGACCUCGAACCGACAGCUGGUUCCGGUCAGCUCUUGAGGACACCUUCCCAGAGAUUGCCACGCUCCCGCUGCAGCAAGGUCCUCUCGGUGCAGACUACCAUUUUGUCAAGCACUUCUUUCUGGACAAGUGCAUGAACCUCAAGAAAGAGCUUGUGCUGGAUGACAAGAAAGUUGGCCUUGUGAAGGGGCAUGUGGAUAUCGACGAGGUCGGGGAGCCAGUGCAGGCUCAGGUCGGGACGAUCCCCAUAGAACGGCUUUGGGUCAAGAAGUUCUAUGUCGUGGACAUUUGCCUCUUGACUGUCCGCGGCGUGACCGAAGCACUCCAGGAUCCAUAUUUGGAAGUGGGCAUUCGUGGCAACGAGGAGAGCUUCGUGAAGAAGCAUGCCAGCUUGGUGCAUCAAGACAACCCUGGCUGCGACUUCUACGCAAACCUCUCCUUCGAAAUGAUGCUGCCCAGCAGCUGUGAGUUCAUCUUCCGUCUCUAUUCGAGCGGCAUCUUCGGGGACACGCUUGUCGGAGAGAACGUGCUGGACAUCGAAGAUCGGCAUGUGGCACAGCUGAGCAAGAAGCUGCGCCAAGCAUCCAAUGAGCAGUGGCUCCGAGAGAACGUCUCCCCAGAAUCGGACAUUGAGGUCGUCUUCGAAGAGGGAGAGGAUUCUGAGCGAGCCUGGCUCGAACCCACGCUGCCCAACUUUCGGCCAUACAGCAAGAGGCAAAGCACAAGGCUUUUUGACCCGAACAGCAAGGAGGACGCCCAGGCCUUCCAGCGUCGCCUGGGCAUGAGAGGACACAGCGCCAUCGAGACAUGGCCUCUACGUGGUCCAGAAGGUCUUCGCACUGGGGCCCUUAGGCUGUGGAUGGAUGUCUCUUCGCAAGAAGAAGUGGUACCGGAUGUUGUCUUCAAGGAGCACAAGCACCUGACAUUUCAACUGCGGGUGAAACUGGAGUCCGUCACCGGCAUCUCACUUUUCCGAGAUAAAGGACAGAGGAACGAUGCCUUUGUGAAGCUGGACUUCGUUGCGAAGUCUGUGGGCCAGGAUCGGGUUCGCGAGUCCAAGCCAACAGAGGCACACAAGUGGGCCAGAAGCACAGCAUCGUUCUGCCAACUCUUGAUUUUCGAGGUGACAACUCCAGUUCAGUAUUGCGGGCUCACGGUGACUUUGAUGGACCAGGACACAAUCGCCGGCCCUGAGGAGAUCUACGCAUCCAAGAACGUGCCCCUCGAGAUUCUUGCCGCGAAUGCAGCACAAGGUGAAAGGACGUCUGUGGCCUACGACGUGGUUUUCGACAGGCACCCCCAGAAACACCAAAUGGAUCAAGGAAGAGGCUUCUGGUGCUGCCGCCGAGCUCCCAGACCCAAGCCGCCCCCAAAGCCUGCGACACUGCACAUGGAGCUCCAGAUGGUCACGCUGGAAGACGCAGCAAGCCAGGAGCUACCUCCGGAAGGUCGAUACGCAACACCCCAGGACCGAAUAGACUGGGCCUCUGCUGCCAUCCACCCGGUUGAGUUCAUGAAGAUCUUUCUUGGGCCGAAGCGGGAGGCUCGUAUCAAGUGCUACGGCCUAAGCUGCAUACUCACAGUGAUCUGUUUGGCCUUGCUUGGCAUGACUUGGCUGAUCAUGCAAAUCCUCAGUCCGAUCGUCUGA